This is a messenger RNA of Anneissia japonica, 5006 nucleotides long. Its product is annotated as leucine-zipper-like transcriptional regulator 1. NCBI's taxonomy places the organism in Eukaryota, Metazoa, Echinodermata, Crinoidea, Comatulida, Comatulidae. Gene Ontology annotation, cellular component: Golgi apparatus. Bases 92 to 2524 code for a protein of 810 amino acids. The record is from RefSeq and is a predicted model, not a curated record. The transcript has 22 exons. Gene Ontology annotation, molecular function: protein binding.
CAUGCGUGUUUGAAAGAAAUAUGUCUGCUUGCAUUAAUACAAUGUUAAAACAGUUUGCUGUAAUAUUUAGGUGUAAAUAAACACGGAUAUAAUGUCAGCAACUCCCCCAGUCCUUACACGGGCUAUUUCUAGGCCCACGGGGCAAGAGUUUGUCCAUGAUUCACCCGAAGGAGCUGAGUGCUUAGUGGCAAUUGACUUUGAUGUUUCCUAUGAAACUGUACAUCGUUGGACAAAAAUGCCAGACUGUGAUGAAUUUGUGGGUGCCAGGCGAAACAAACAUACAGUUGUUGCCUAUAAAGAUGCAAUUUAUGUAUUUGGUGGAGAUAAUGGGAAACAAAUGUUGAAUGAUGUUCUCCGCUUUGACAUCAAAGAAGAAUCAUGGGGUCGGGCCUUUACAACCGGAACCCCUCCUGCUCCUCGAUAUCAUCACUCUGCUGUAAUGCAUAAGGGCAGAAUGUUCAUCUUUGGUGGAUACACUGGAGAUAUUUAUUCUAAUUCUAAUCUACGAAACAAAAAUGACCUGUACGAGUACAAGUUAUCCAAUGGGCAGUGGGUUGAGUGGAAGUUUGAAGGAAAACAACCUCCUGCUCGCUCAGCUCAUGGGGCAGCUGUCUAUGAUGACAAGCUCUGGAUCUUUGCUGGGUAUGAUGGCAAUGCGAGACUAAAUGAUAUGUGGUGUGUGUCAUUGAAUGGAGGUGCCAAGGAAUGGGAAGAGGUCCAGCAAAGUGGUGAUCAUCCCCCAACAUGCUGUAAUUUCCCAGUUGCUGUGUCAGGGGAUUCUAUGUAUGUUUUUUCAGGGCAGAGUGGAGCCAAGAUUACAAACAGUCUCUACCAGUUCUACUUCAAAGAGCGAAGAUGGAGAAAAAUACCUUCAGAUCAUAUUCUGAAGGGGUCACCAGCAGCACCACAACGUCGCUAUGGACACAUCAUGGUGGCCCAUGAUCGGCACUUGUAUGUGUUUGGUGGCGCAGCCGAUAACACACAGCCCAGUGAAUUAUCAUGUUAUGACAUGGAUUCUGAAACGUGGGAGGUUAUUACUCCUUCAUCUGACAGUCAGAAGCCGAGCGGUCGUGUAUUUCAUGCUGCUAGUGUCAUCUGUAAUGCUUCCUACGUAUUUGGAGGCACCGUAGAUAACAACGUGAGGAGCGCUGAGAUGUACAGGUUUCAGUUUGCCUCAAGGCCAAGAUGUACAUUAAAAGAUGACUUUGGAAAGUUGUUGCUAAGCCAGCAAUUCACAGAUAUUGAAUUCAUAGUUGGUGAAGAAGCUGUUUCUUGCCCGAGUCACGCUGCUAUUAUUGCCGGUCGUUGCCGGUACCUGAAGAAUAAAAUGGAACAGGCCAGGGAUAUUCAGAAUCAGCAGGCAGAAAAAGCUUCAGAUGAUGAAGCUGCCGGAGGUGAGGAGAAACAAGAGGCUAGUGGGGGGAAGAAGGUGUCCAAGAAGCUUCUGCAAGUGUUCAUACCAAAUGCUAAGCCUGAGGCUUUCAAGUUAAUUCUGUGGUUUAUUUAUACUGACAAAGUAGACCGCAAGCCUGAAGGAUUUGAAGAUAAACCCACAUUGUUUGUCCUGCUUAUCAUGGAUGUAUAUAAGUUAGCUUUAGAGUUCAGUCUACCGAGACUGGAGCAGAUGUGUGUUCAGUACCUGGAGGUAUCAAUAGGCCUGGAUAAUGUCCUGUCUGUUCUUCAGUAUUCCCAUGAGCUUCAGUUGGACUAUAUCAAAGAAUUUUGUUUAUUUUUCGUGACUAAAGAGAGCAAUUACAAUUCGAUUGUAAUGAGUAAUGAGUUUGAGCAGCUGUCUCAGCCAAUAAUGGUUCUAGUUGUGAGGAGGAAACAACAGUCACUUACCAAAAGAAUCUUAGAAAAACAGGAGUUUGACAACAACAGUAUGACCACUCUAGCCCAGGAUAUGAUGACUUUCAUGAAGAGUAUGACAGGUAAAGAAUAUUGUGACAUUACCCUGAUGCUGGAUGAUAACACCGCUUUCAAGGCCCAUAAGGCAAUCCUAGCAGCGAGGAGUAGCUACUUUGAGGCAAUGUUCAGAUCAUUCAUGCCAGAAGAUGGUAAAGUCAAGAUGACGAUAGGCGAGACAACACCCACACCACAGGCACUGGAGUCCCUUCUUGAUUACAUCUAUCAUGGCUGUGUCACCAUGCCUCCAGAAAACUCAUUAUAUUUAUUUUCAGCACCGUAUUACUUUGGAUUUACUAACACACGUCUACAGGCAUUCUGCAAGGAGAAUCUGGAGAUGAACAUCUCCGAGUUGAAUGUGGUACAGAUUCUGGAAGCCGCAGACAAAAUCGGGGCUAAAGAUAUGAAGGAUCACGCCCUCAAACUUAUUGUGAGAAACUUUACAAAGGUUGCUAAGUCUCCAAGAAUGAAAGACCUCAACCGGGCUUUGUUACUGGACAUUAUUGACUCUUUAGCCAAACACAUGGACAUGAUGAAACAGAGUAAAAAGAGUGGACACGAGGGAUUCAGCUGGGACAGUGGACGCAGUGACCGCUAUGGCAGCUUCCAGGAUUACUAACUAUAAGGACAAGUUGUAGUAGUUAACUUAUGAAGUGUAAUGUAUGAAAAAAAUUAGUUGGUGCUUUUAAAUAUUUACCCCUUUUUAUCCUCCAUCCUUUUCCCACUUCCACAUGGAGGAACUCCCUCUAAUUUAUUUGUCUACUUGUUUUUGUAUGAAAUCAAAUAGUAUGAAAUAUGUGCAAUGUUUUUUUAUAUAUUCAUUUUAAGCUUAUUUUCAACAUUUUUGUAAUAUUGCAAUUGUGACAAGUACAGUAAUAAUUCCUACACUUGACCAAAAAGAGGGCUGGAUUUAUUGAUUUAACAAUCAUCUUAGUGCAAAUAGAGACAAAAAGAACAAUUAUAUAAUGCCGUAGAUGAAGGGCAUUCUACAUAUGAGAAUGUAAUAGAUGUAAGAGAUAUAAUAAUAAUGAAAACACAUAAAUUGAUUUCUAUGUUUUGAGAAAAUAGCCACAAUUCUGAAAGUUGUUUUGGAUUUAAGCUGUUUUAUAUUAAAUAUUUCUUUUAGUAAAUUGAUUAACAAAUUAGCUAAUUGAUUGACUGAAUAUUUAAUUAGUAUAUUGCAGGUCUGUAAAGAAAAUUGUUUUUUUUUUUUAUUUGGGAUAUGAAAUAUACCCAAAAUUUUAGCUGUAAAAUAAAGUUUUUUUUCUAUGCAACAAUGCCCUGUCAAACUAAUGAGUAAAAAAAUACAAUGUUAUGUUCAACAUUGAUAAUGGUAUAGAGUGAUUGGCAGUGUAUUGUAACGGUUUUGCUAAGUUCUUACCAUCUCUCGUUAUGUUUAUGAUUAAACUGAUAUUGGUUUAAUUGGUAUUGCAUUUUAGCUGAUUGCAUUAAGAAUCUUAAUUGAUGUCUCUUUGUGUUUAUGUUACAAAACAUGAAAAAAUCAAGGGGUAUAGAAAUGCAAGAGGUCUGACUUGGGGUUUCGUUGAAACGCAAUCCUAUCUCAAAAAAGUACUAUCACAAACUGGAGAGUGUCCUUCAAAAGAAAAAAGUGUUCGUAAAUAGGGCGCCACCAAUCUUGUCUUAGUACCUUUUAAAACAUUUCAUUGCAUGCAUCCAAAAUCAGGCCAGUCGGACCUCUUGCAAUUGUAUACUCUUUUAUUAAACUAACAAUGGUUUAAUUGGUAUUGGACCGUCAGUGAUUGGUUCAAAUUUUAAUUAGUGUCCAUGUUUACAUUCCAAUGGAUGAUUAAUUGAUAGUUGUUCAAUUGGUUGAUUCUUAAUCAGUUUAAAAUCAGUUUAUUUAAUUGGUAUUACAUUUUAGCUGAAAUGUAUGUGUUGUUCUUUUCUGAAUGUAUUGAAUAAUUCAAUUCAAUUUAUGCCUACCGUAAAUGCUCGAAUAGGCGCCGCGGCUCUUAUAAAAUUUUUGGUGGCUUCAGUGCGGCCCUUAUUGAAGAACAGCACUUAUUUGAGAGCGGCACUUAUAAAAAAAAUAUUGACGUGGCGUUUCCCUUGCCUGUUUCCAUGUUACCUAUUUCACGUUUUCCCGUAGUUCGGUAUGCCUAUCAUCGGUCCCAUCAUCGUAAACAAACGUUUAUAAGAAAUGCUUGUGUCUUCAUUGUGUUAUUUAUUCAUUUUAACACUGUAUUCAUUGAAUUUAAAACCCUGUUUCGUUACACACAGGGUAAUAUUAUAUACUUUAGAUUAAGCGUUGCAGAGCUUAUUCGAGAGCGGCGCUUAACGAAAAAAAUCGUUUUUGAGAGCGGUGCUUAUUCAAGCAUUUAUGGUAUUUAUAUGUUCUGGAAUUACGAUUGCUUACAAUAUAAAUCAAUGGUAUUGACAUGCUUCUGUUUAAAAGAUAUAAAUUGAAUCAUGUAGUUUAAUAUUCAUUGUAUCAACGUUUGACUACUUAUUAGUUUUAGCCGUGUUUUAAAUUUGUACUGUAUUGUCUGGUUGCACCACUACGUAGUGUGUACUACUGUUGGAAACAUAAUAAACCUGAAAUCUGACUAGUUCAAACCCUUUUCUAUAGUACUAUAAUGUGUACUAUAGCUUGGAAUACCGAUAUACAGUUACAGACAUAGCAUAUGGGCACUUUGUACGCUUCUUUGUAUGUACUGGUCCAAAUCAUAUUCUAUGUUUUUUGUUUAGGAUGGAUUUAUUUAGUGUAAAUGCCAAGGAUAACCCAAAAAAGUCUGAAAAACGCUAAUUUACCAGGUUGUCCUGGUGGUGAUUGGGCAGUACACCGGGAGGCAAUCUCCUACUCAUCCGAAGAGUGUACUAUGUUCUUUGACGUUCGUGUGGGCCAUAAUGCACACAGGACCAACGAAAGCCCUCCAGCUGAAAUACAAGGAGAGCAGCGAUGGUGAUUGAACCGGGGAUGAUGAUCGCUACAGUUUAGUGCACACACAGUGGCUGUUCUUUGAGAAAUGAAUUAAUAGUUACAACACAUUUAAGAUAUUUGUUUUAUAAUCAUGAUUUCAGUGAUUAUUUUACCUAAUCUUUAUGAAGGUUGGUGAAUAAAUCCUUAAGCUCAUUUAGAA